Molecule: messenger RNA, 2663 nt
Organism: Grammomys surdaster
Lineage: Eukaryota; Metazoa; Chordata; Mammalia; Rodentia; Muridae
Gene: Slc39a12
Product: solute carrier family 39 member 12
Exons: 13
Coding region: 168-2234 (688 amino acids)
Biological process (GO): intracellular zinc ion homeostasis; zinc ion import across plasma membrane
Cellular component (GO): membrane
Molecular function (GO): zinc ion transmembrane transporter activity
Source: RefSeq, a predicted model, not a curated record
AGUCAAGGAAUUUUAAAACGGGAGAACUGUGGGACCACAAAACGCUCUCAGAAAUUUAAAGGCCCAGGGAGCUCAAGAUAAAUAACCAUUUCCCUUUCUUAAGGAAUCCCUUUGGUUGCACAAAGCCUCCCACUCACAUCCACGGCAAGUCAAGCCGAAGAGUGGACAUGUGCUUCUGGACAAAUCUCUCCGUGUGGAUGGUGCUACUGUCCCACUCUCUCAGCAUUGUUACCUCUACUGAGAACGGCAAAGCCCUCACUCAAGAUAACAGCAGAGCUGGGAGCCUAGACCUGCUAGAAGUUCUGAGGGUCCUCUCUGCUGGUGACCACCGGUCCCACAACCAUCCACAAAGCCUCAUCAAAGUUCUGUUGGAGAGGACUGGGUGUCCACAGAGAAAAAAUGGGACGCAAGGAGAUUGCGAGCUGUGUUUGGAACCCGAUGUGCUGUUACUCACAGCUGGGGGAGAUUUGAAGGAUGAGCUGAGAGAGGAGGUAAUCCAGAGAGUUUCACUCCUCCUCCUCUAUUACAUCAUUCAUCAGGAAGAGAUCUGUUCUUCCAACCUCAACAUGAGCACCAGGGAAUAUGAGUUUUACCUGCACAGUCUACUUGGCCUCAGGCAGGAUGAAGACUCCUAUUUCCUUUCAGAAAAGGAGACUGAUGACAUCUUGGCUUUCACCAGGAAGCACUUUGGCACUUCUAGUCGUCAGUGUAUGGAAACUAAGAUUUUGCAGAGGGAAUCUGGCAUUCAGAGCAGCAAUGGUGCUGACGAAAAGACACUUCCUCAGCUGGCCGCAACCAUCAUCGCUCUGUCACUCCAAGGAGUUUGUCUGGGGAGAAAAAACUUGCCUUCCCCAGAUGAUUUUACAGAAUAUAUUUUCAGUUUCCUGAAUAGUACCAAUACCCUCCACCUAUCUGAACUAGAGCAACUUCUGAGCAUACUUUCAACCAGAAGGGCCUGUGCCAAAAAGGAUAGUCUCCAUCAACACCAAAGGAAACAAAAUACAGUGGUACAUGGUUUGAGAGACCCCAAGGCAUCUACAGCAAUGGACAACAAAUCUGACGAUCAUUCUGUUUCCUGGGAUCAGGCUUGCUUCUCUGCUAGGCAGCUGGUGGAGAUAUUUCUUCAAAACCACAGCAAUCUGUCCAUUUCUCAGGAGGACUUUAAGCAGCUAAGUCCAGGGAUCAUCCAACAACUGCUCAGCUGCUCUUGUCAGAUGCCCAUGGACCAGCAAGUAAAGCCCCCACCCACCACUCUGGAGAAAUAUGGCUACAGCACAGCUGCAGUGACCCUCCUGACCUUGGGUUCCAUGCUCGGGACGGCGCUGGUCCUUUUCCACAGCUGUGAGGAGAACUACAGUCUUAUUUUACAGCUAUUCGUGGGCUUGGCUGUGGGGACGCUUUCUGGGGACGCCCUGCUCCAUCUCAUUCCUCAGGUUCUUGGUCUGCAUAAGCAGGAAGCAGAGCUUGGACACUUCCAUGAAAGCCAGAGUCCUAUUUGGAAGCUGUUGGGACUACUUGGAGGCAUCCAUGGAUUUUUCUUGAUAGAAAAAUGUUUCAUCCUCCUUGUAUCACCAGAUACCAAGGGUCUGCCAUUAGUUAAUGGACAUGUGGGACAUACCCACCAUCUUGGACUCAAUCCUGAAUUAAAUGACCAGUCAGGUGGAGGCAAGUCUAUAUCAACCAUCCAGCUGAAAGGCCCAGAAGAUUCACAGACAGUUGAAGUACCCAUAGGCAAUGUGCCAGCCUCCAACAGAAACUGCAAAACCAUCAGCUUAUUGGCCGUUAUGAUCCUGGUUGGAGAUAGCCUGCACAAUUUUGCAGAUGGCCUAGUAAUAGGCACGGCCUUCUCCUCUUCAUUGGAAUCAGGAGUGACCACAACAAUUGCUAUUUUGUGUCAUGAAAUCCCACAUGAAAUGGGAGACUUUGCAGUGCUCUUGAGCUCAGGACUCUCCGUCAGGACUGCCAUCCUGAUGAACUUUCUAAGUGCUCUGACGGCCUUCGUAGGACUGUACAUUGGUCUCUCCGUGUCUGCUGACCCACGUGUCCAAGACUGGAUUUUAACAGUGACUGCUGGGAUGUUCUUAUAUCUUUCCUUGGUGGGAAUGCUUCCUGAAAUGACUCAUGUGCAGACACAACGACCCUGGAUGACGUUUCUCCUGCAGAAUGUUGGAUUGGUCCUUGGCUGGUUUUCUCUUUUGCUCUUAGCUGUAUAUGAACAGAAUAUUAAAAUAUAAGUUAAGAAUCACUAAUGCCAUCCAAACUAAUUUAUCUGCUUAUGUCUUGUAUCUUCCAUGUUCUCUAUGCUAAUCAUUACAUUUGGUAUUUACAUUUGAGGCAAAGAAUGUGUCAUUUAUCUUAACUUAUUAAUUCUGUAUUGUAAUUGUUUUUUAGAAAUAUAUAAAAGUGAGUCUGUCCUGCAUUAAAAUCUUUAUUUUUGUUUCUGAUACAGUGAUACACCACAAUAAUGUUUAGUGUUAGAAAAUCUUGAAUUCUAGUCAGCUGCAAAAAUAUUAUUUCCCUACAAAAGAAUGUUCAUUAUUUAUAUUUGAAACAGCCACUUUUGUUGGUUUUUAAAUUGUUAAUAGUAUAUUUGUUUUCUAUGUGAUUUAUAAAGCAUAAGCAAAUAGAAUUGUAGAAAUGCAAUAAAGGCUAGUUUCAAUUAC